This is a messenger RNA of Penicillium angulare, 219 nucleotides long. RefSeq lists its product as uncharacterized. The transcript has a single exon. The record is from RefSeq and is a predicted model, not a curated record. Bases 1 to 219 code for a protein of 72 amino acids. NCBI's taxonomy places the organism in Eukaryota, Fungi, Ascomycota, Eurotiomycetes, Eurotiales, Aspergillaceae.
AUGCUGCCAAAUCAUCAUUACGAAAGGAUAGCUGUUGCUGAGGCUGACCUCGCCGCUCAUAAUGACAAGUUGAUUGUUUGUGCCCAGAAGGUGCACUUCUUCCUUUGUGCCAAAGAAGCAGCCGGACAGACUUCAGCGAAGCAGCUCCAGCUCUACAAUAACGCUGUUAGCUGGCUGAGCGAUCUGAAGGCUGUGUUUGACGACAUUGUUGCCUCUUAG